CCGGCAAUAAACCUCCUCUUGGCGGUCAGGUGGGAACCGAGGGCGUCUGCGCUCCGGGCGGGGACUGAGGCGGUGCGCGCUCCAGGUGGGGACGGCGACCCCCGCCUCCUAGCCCGCCCCGCGCCAGGCGAACUAUGCCGUUUUUGGGCCAGGACUGGAGAUCUCCUGGAUGGAGCUGGAUUAAAACAGAAGAUGGUUGGAAGAGAUGUGAAUCCUGGAGUCGGGAACUCGAGAGAGAGAACAACCAGUGCAACGUGAGUCACAGCAUGCUCUGGUCACCUCCAGUCCACAGUCUCUGUGCUGUCUGUAGCUGUGAGCCUGGGUCGUCGUCAUCGUCAGAGUCCACGUGCAUUUAUCGCUCUGAGCCUCUUAGAACUGUUGUUGCUACAUCCCAUACGUUUUGGUGUAUUGUUUUUCCAUUUUCAUUUGUCUCAAGUAUCUUAAAUAGUGACGAUGAAGAAAUAUUCACUAAUGAAGAGCAGGAAUACACAUCCAAAAAGAGGAAAAAGGAUCAUUUUAGAAAUGAUACAAAUACUCAAUGUUUUUAUCGUGAGAAAUGGAUCUAUGUCCAUAAAGAAAGCACAAGAGAAAGGCAUGGCUAUUGUACUUUGGGAGAGGCUUUUAAUCGCUUAGACUUCUCCAGUGCAAUUCAGGAUAUUCGGAGGUUCAAUUACGUGGUCAAGCUCCUGCAGCUCAUUGCAAAAUCCCAGCUGACCUCGCUGAGUGGUGUCGCCCAGAAGAAUUACUUCAACAUUUUGGACAAAAUCGUCCAGAAAGUGCUCAAUGACCACCAGAACCCCCGCCUCAUCAAAGAUCUUCUCCAAGACCUGAGCUCCACCCUAUGCAUCCUUGUCCGAGGGGUCGGGAAGUCUGUGCUGGUGGGGAACAGCAAUAUCUGGGUCUGCCGUCUAGAGACUGUUCUUGCCUGGCAGCAGCAGCUGCAGAACCUUCAGAUGACUAAGCAGGUGAACGACGGCCUCACACUCAGUGAUCUCCCGCUGCACAUGCUCAACAACAUCUUGUACAGAUUCUCUGACGGCUGGGACAUCGUGACCCUGGGCCAGGUGACCCCAACGCUGUCUGUGCUCAGUGAGGACCGGCAGCUGUGGAAGAGACUGUGUCAGUAUCACUUUGCGGAAAAGCAGUUUUGUAGACACCUGAUCGUUUCGGAGAAGGGCCAUGUGGAGUGGAAGCUCAUGUACUUUGUGCUGGAGAAGCACUACCCGACCCGGGAGCAGUACGGGGACACCCUGCACUUCUGCCGGCACUGCAGCAUCCUUUUCUGGAAGGACUGCCGCCUUGCUUUGUUGUUCAAGGACUCGGGGCACCCCUGCACAGCCGCCGACCCCGACAGCUGCUUCAUGCCCGUGUCUCCACAGCACUUCAUCGACCUGUUCCGCUUCUGAGGUGCCGUGGCUGUGGCGGGACGACGUGGAGGACGCCCCCCGCGUGGCCGGGGCUGCAGGGCUGGCCUCAGUCUCGAAGGGGGUCAGGGAACCCAAGCAAAAGCACUUCUUCUCUUUCCUCUAGAAAAUCCUUUUCAUCCAAGUCUACUAAAAUUGGCAACUUGGCAGAUUUAUAAAUAUGGUUCAGUGAGGUUCUGGAUUUUUCACACCACGUUGUGUGCUGAGCUGACACUAACUUGUGCUGUGCUUCUUAACUGUCCAGUGACAGUUUCCUGAUCUCGUAGUGAUGAGGGGCAGGGGACAGAGCACGUGGGCCUUGUCAAAACCAGGUGCAGAAUAUUUAUUUUUCUUCACGUGUAUUUUAACUGCAUUGGCUGUACCCAAGGGAGCCCUCUGUGCAGUGAACCUCAGGAGAUGUGUGUGCGUCUCUUGUGUUCGGUGGUCGGGCUGUGAACCCUGCACGACUCUGUGGCCGGCAGAGGCGGGUGGCGGGCUGCUGCUGGCGAACUGUGGGGGCAGCGGCCGGCCAUGGAGCAUGGGCCACGGCGAGGAGGAGGAGGGGCAGCCCUUGGCCUCAGCCGCCCUGUACUGGAACUGCUCCUACAGACAGUAAUAAAUCUCGUUUGUCUACUGA
This is a messenger RNA of Hyaena hyaena (striped hyena), 2040 nucleotides long. It is a transcript of the gene FBXO25, whose product is annotated as F-box protein 25. The transcript is spliced from 13 exons. Gene Ontology annotation, cellular component: nucleus; SCF ubiquitin ligase complex; cytoplasm. The coding region runs from base 135 to 1406 and encodes 423 amino acids. The record is from RefSeq and is a predicted model, not a curated record. Gene Ontology annotation, biological process: protein ubiquitination. NCBI's taxonomy places the organism in Eukaryota, Metazoa, Chordata, Mammalia, Carnivora, Hyaenidae. Gene Ontology annotation, molecular function: protein binding.